AUGACUCCCCAACACCAGAACGGCCAGGGCCGGUGGGCCCGUGCCAACGAUCCACUCGUUCUCGAAACCGACCGCCCCAGACAAAUGGUUGGCCGGGGCGGCCCUCCUCCCAUCGCCUCACUUCUGCCCAGGAGUUUCACUGCCUCAGGUGCCCUGUGGGUGGAGAAUAAAGUUGGAGACUCCGACCGGGACUGA
Messenger RNA from Penicillium cinerascens, 195 nucleotides. RefSeq lists its product as uncharacterized. Bases 1 to 195 code for a protein of 64 amino acids. The transcript has a single exon. The record is from RefSeq and is a predicted model, not a curated record. Lineage: Eukaryota; Fungi; Ascomycota; Eurotiomycetes; Eurotiales; Aspergillaceae.